Molecule: messenger RNA, 8762 nt
Organism: Solenopsis invicta (red fire ant)
Lineage: Eukaryota; Metazoa; Arthropoda; Insecta; Hymenoptera; Formicidae
Gene: unc79
Product: protein unc-79 homolog
Exons: 47
Coding region: 212-8608 (2798 amino acids)
Molecular function (GO): protein binding
Source: RefSeq, a predicted model, not a curated record
GAUGGCUCGCAGAUGACUCCCGUGAGCUCGCCCAGUAUGUCCAUGUCGAAAAAUCGUCGAAGGUAUUAUCGUUCGAGAUAAUCCUUCUUGCCGAUUCGCAUUUUCAAUACAAUAUUUAUCUUUACUUUGAAUUUUAUUGUCAAAAUUAGAACGUAACUGCGAUCUAAUGUAUUCUGCUGACACGUGAGAGUGAGCCUAUUGGAUCAUCACAAUGGGAACCAGAUACGCAUCAUACAGUUUAAAGCUCGCUAGUCUACAUGAUGCUUAUCAAAGGCUACUUUAUGGGUCUCAGCCUAUACCUUCUGGUUUAGACAUUGCAAACAUAUUGAAAUAUUUUUCCCAAACCUUGUUAUGUCUUUUAAAAGAAUCAUCCGUGUCGCCAUUCGACAUGAUCAAAUCGCAACAGCUCGAUGGAGAACGAAUGGCAUUGUUCCCAAAUUUGGAUUACAGACAGCUUUACAACGCGUUGACGCAGAUGAUCGAUGUUGUGCCGUUGAUUCACAUCGGCCUGCCAGCGUUCGGGAAAGCCUUGCUGCAAUGUCUAGCGUGCAUGUUGCUAUUCCUCGAUCACGAUCUGAUCGAUAAUUUAUCGUACUUAACUGCCAGUACGAUAUCGGUACUUCCCGUGGAGCUGCAUGAAGAAAUCGUCAAUUAUCUCUGUUUUUACAUUUUACCGUUCACCAUCACGAGGAAACCCGAAAUUGGAGACGAGAGUGCCGCUAGUCAAUCAGUGGCCGCUGUUAUAAUGAUGGUGUUUCAGUAUUCCAAUAAUCCAGCACAUCACUGUCAACUGCUGGAGUGUUUAAUGGCCCUGAAGCCGGGAGUCGUGAAAGACAUACUUUGCGUUAUCGCCUACGGCACCGCGUCGGCGAGAGCGUCAGCUGCGAAAUUGCUAUUUUAUUAUUGGCCUUCGUUUAAUCCAAAUCUGUUCGAUCGCCGCGCGGUGUUGGUAAAAUUUGCUAACGAUUUCACCCCGUUCGUGUGCCAACGGGAUAGCUGUCCGAAUGCCGGCAAUGCGGAAGCUGCGAAAGUCUGUUACAAUCAUCACAUUUCCAUCACGUACGCCGUUGAGUGUCCACCUCCCUUGUACCUUUGUAUCGAAUGCGCAAACGAGAUUCAUCGCGAGCAUCCGAAUCAAAUGUUUAACGACAUUUUGCAUCCGAUGCAACAGGUGUCCAUGAUCUGCGAGAACAAGAAUUGCAGGGGGGCGGACAAAUCGGCUAUUAGCGUUUGCUUUUCGACGGAAUGCGCUAGCUACAAUGGAAACCAUCCCAUAAGAUAUUGCCAGCAGUGCCACAGUAUCCGUCAUAACAAUCGUCGUGGCGGUGAUCACGUUUAUCACAUGGCACUUCUGCACAUCUCGCAGCUGGACCCGCAAACGCAAACUUACAUGGUUCAAGCGAUCGUCAGUUUGCUCAAAGAGGCUGAACCAAUAAGUAUCGAUAGCAAUCGAGAUACGACAGAUAUAAGUGCUAGUACUAGCAAUAAAGGUAUGGGAUUCGUAGGAAGUAGCAGUGGCGGAAGCGGUGCCGGCGGUAUCGGGAGUACGUUCGGUCAUUGCGAUCCUACGAGCCUGGAGGAACGACAGCUCCUCGGCAGAUAUGGCGUAUGGCUGCUAGUGGGACUUUGUACCCCUAACGAGGAUACCCCGGUUGAAAUACUGGGCCGUUUAUUAUCAAUGUUAUUUCAUUGGUUUCAUGUCACUGCCUACUGUUUCGAUGGUAUUGAAAAAAGACUUAUACACCUUAUCUUUUCUGUUGGCCAAGCGGAAAGCGCCCUCGAGAAGUUAAAAACGGAGUACGUUUGCGACUGGCUCUCGGAAGUUAUGAAAACGCAUUAUGAAGUAUUCAUUUCCUGUCUUCUACCACAUCCCGCGGAUUAUGUCAGGGUCGGAGGUCAUUGGGAAACCUUGGCUUCACGGACGUCGCAUUUGAAAGAUGGACUGCACCGGCUGUUCUGUCUGGUACCGUACGAAGUGAUUACCCCCGACGUGUGGGAUUACGUGAUGCCGCAUUGGAUGGAAGCGGUGGUAAAUGACGUUCCGGAAAAUGAACUCCAGGAGCUAAAGAUAAUAUUGAGCAAGAUCUUGGAUCGGGACAUGAACUCUUUGGGAUUUGACGUGAAGAAAAUGUAUAACUUUAUAGCGAAACGAUUCGUCAAUACGAGCGCCAAGGUGCAAGAACAGGCCCUUAACUGGUUGCAAACGCUUACUAUGCUGGAAAUAACGUUACCCCUGGAUCAAUUGUUUUCGAUAUUCAGCGACGGAGUUGCCGUUAUGCAGACGAUGAGCACGGCGGAAUCGGAAUUACAACCAAGCAAAUCUACAAAGGAAGACGACGCAAAUAUUACAUGUCCCAUAGUGGAGAAUGAUUCCGGAAAAUCAACACCACUUUCCGACGAUGUAGUGCCAACACCGAGACACAUGGAGUUCACGACGAACGCGGAACUUAAUUUAUCAUGCUGUAUUCUCAUGCUUGAUAUACUAUUGAAACAGAUGGAACUACAAAAUGUAGACAAGCAUACCGGAAUCAAUACAAAGGUUUGCCGAGACGCUUGUCAUUUAAUGAAGUCCAUAGUUGCGUCCAACUGGAACAGUUCUCACGUCUGCGAGACAUCAGACGUCGAAUGCUCUUAUUGCGAGUCGAGGGUAAUCUGGCAUCAACUAUGUCUACAAUUGAUCACUUACUUGGCACCGGAAAAUCCAGCGUAUCCUCCGGAUACAAUCGUGGAUGAAAGCGCGGAGGAGAACGCGCGUAAAAGUUCGCCGGAAACGACGAGAAAGGGCGAUUCGAAACCAGACGUAGUUAUCAACAUGCCUGUGCCGGAGAUGCAUUCUGUUGGCGGAGUCUUAGUUCAUAUGCCACACAUUAUGACAGCGACAGUAGAGACAGUUUCGGAACAGCUGGACCUCGCAGCUAUCAUGCCAACGGAGAAGAUUAUGUCCGCCGUCGCGAGAACGGUUACGCUAUCGGAAACAGACGUCGCAACCGCAACGGUGAGCGUGGCGAAACCACAUCUGAUAGGCGAAAACGACGAACCCGUCAGCUUAAGUCCGGAGGCUGAUUCAGAAGACUUUUGGCACACCUCCGUAGGAAAGUUUCGAUUCACGAUAGAAGAACUACCGGAACAGCUUCAAUACAUUCACAAACUAUUGAAGGAGAUAAUGACGAUCGACAAACCAGACAUUCUUUACUACAUGCUGCAGUGCUUGAAUGUGAUGUGCUUGUACGGCGACGCGUUUAAUACAGCGGUGAAGGAUCAUCAAGGAUUCUUUAUAUGGUGCCAAGAGAAUUUAUUAAUAAAAAACUUAUGGGAGCUCCUAAACGCAGAGCAUUCGCAUAUAGCACAAGUGACUGUUCCGUUGUUAUUACAUUGUGUAACGUUACCCUGCGGCACUGAUACUUUCUGGCGGCUUGUACAAGAAGAAUUUCACAAUUCCGAUUGGCGCGUUAGAUUCGUCGCAGUCGAACGUGUCACGUUAAUCGCGAGAUUUAUGGACUCGACGCCAUUGCGAAACAUAUUGAGUCUUCAAGCUGCAUUAGCAAAUGCGUUCUGUUACUUAAUAACGAGCAUGGACGACAAUAAUGUGUACGUUGCGCAGCGUGCUACCUUGUAUCUUGGUACUAUUCAUGAUACAGCAAUUAGGUCGUUAAUUUUGUGCUUGGAAACACAAUUCGAUUCCGUAAUCGUCGACCGGCCAAUGGUAUUGCAAUCGCUUUAUCAACUACACAAUAGUCUUAGUGAUCGGCGUAUCUUGACGUGGGAAUUUUUCUUGAAUCGAUUUGACACGCUGUUUCUCGAGGCUCAAAUCAAUUUGGAGAAGUCGGGAGAUGUGGCUUACUUGCGCGAUCUAAAGAAUACGGAUAUGAACAGCGAGGUGUUCAUGAAGAAAUUGCAUCGCGCACACGAAGCGUUAUCUCAGUCCGACGGUAGCGGGACCAGUUCCGUAAAGACGCUGAGCGCGAGUUUCGGCACCAAGUGGCCUUACAAGCGUACGAUGUCCGCGCCCGCGUCGAUGAUACCUCGACAAGACACCAAGCAAGAAAAGGAAAAGGUGUACAGCCGACAGUAUUCCGCGCCGAUCUUGAAAAGGAAGAGCUCGAGAUUCGGACUGGGUCAGUUGCUGGGGUCUACCCCACCUAAUAACAGUAUUCCAGAUGGUCACGUACAUUCGUUGAACAUGGUCGACGAAGCUAGCACGUUACCAGGAUAUACUCACAAAAUCGUAGAUCUUGAAGAAGCAGAUAAAGAAACUAUGCAUCUACUAGUUUUCCUCUUAAUGCAGUUUUUAUCACGACAGGAUCAGGCUUAUCCGACGGACGAGAAGCCAAUGUCGAAAACACAGGGUAUAGUAUUGCGGCACUUGUAUCUUCUUCUGGGAUACAAUCAGACUGAGCGCAUUUUCCAUACCACUCCGCAACGUUUAAGGCUUUCGCCGGCGUUUAACGUAUUCAUUGCCAAUUUGCCGCAACUGUUAGACCAGAAUCAUGUGAUGGGCUGGCUGAUGACGCCGCCAAUUCUGGCGAUAUUACAAUAUUGCCCUUACCCUCCGCAAACUAUACCUCCCGCAACCACCGAUCAUCAGCCUCCGAAUUACAGUCUUUGGUACUUGGAGCCACACAUCAGGCGAUCUUGGCUGAUGUCUCUGCUCGUUAUCUUAUACAAGUGUCAGUACGGGCAACAGCCAUGGUGUAAUCAGCUUCAAGCGUUAGUGAAGAUAGUGUUGAAUACCCUCAGUACUCAACAUCAUCAGUGCAGAAGGAUACCAGCAACUAUAGUUAUGGGUGCGCCGCCUUCCAGAUCUCGUGAUGUGUCUCAACCUUCGCUCGGAGUAGAACACGAGUUGACAACGAACACGAUGGGAGAAAUAGAUACGGAGACCCCGCCGAUGCGCGCAAUCCCGGUACAUCAACGCAGCCCCGGAGGGAUGCAUGGCCAAAUGGAAACCCAUUGGGAAGAGAAUAACAGUCCAGCUUGUCGCUAUUUUAACAAACAUUAUACCAGCUAUUCGAUCAAUGCGGAUGAUACGGAGUCUGAGCUGGCAGCGAUCCCUGAGAGCCCAAAAUCUGACAGCACCUUACAUGGCAGCAGCGGAGGAUCCCUUGGGGAAUUGGAGGAAACGGUUCCUAGAAACGCAUCUCUAGAACCACGCAUGUCGAUCGUUUCGGAUGGAACGAGUAUGGUCGAAUCGAAUAACAAAAAUAUUAACAAGCCAAAGACGGAUUCCGUGAUGAAGCCUGUAUGGUUCUUGGGUGGAAACGAAGAGGAAGUUAGUCAGGGAAAUAAAGGUGGCCCUCAAAAGAAAUGGAGCGUGUACGAAGGAGUGAAAAUGAUGGUAACAAGCACAUUUCUUACUGGACAACAGGACUCUUCAAGACAUUUGCCUAAAACAGCUGUGCCGUCGAUGAAAAACGGUAAAGGACACUUGCCUUACAAUGGAGACACACCAAAGACAUAUGAUUUAUCGAGCGCUUUAGCUAUCGCAACCAGCAUUUCUCAUUUUCAAAGAUCCGAAUUGCCAAAGGUAAAGGAGACGGAAAAGACUAAGAAAGAAAAGGAGAAAGAAAAGGAAAAGGAGAAAGAGAAAGAGACGGAGAAGAGAAAGGAGAAGGAAGUGGAAAUGGAAAUGGAGAAUGAAAAAGAAAAGGAGAAGGAAAAAGCGCUUGCGAAGGCUUCCGGGACUAUCAACAACGUCGAGCCUCUCGCGAAACAUUUAGGUAGACAGAAACAUGUGGAACAGAUCACAAUUACAGCGACAUCGCCGAUUUCACCUUGCCAAGUGAUUACAGUGACGAACAGCGAUAAUUCGAGCUCGCCAGCUUUGAGUUCCUCUAUAUCGUCGCAAGUCAUAAGUACAGAGAAUGGACAGCAAACGGGUGAUCCUCUUUCAAUAAGUCCGCAACCUUUGAUGACUACUCCGACCGUCGAACGAUUGCUUCCCAUUGGUACGACUGCUCGGACGACCGGAUCGCGAACUGCGCAACGUGUAUUAAGAUGCGAGGACACGUAUGGCUCUCCGGAAUCGCCAUUGUCAAAAAUGGACAUUCUGACAGUCAGUUCCUCGUUCGAGCAAGAUAGCGAGACUUGUUUGUCCAGCGAUAUUACGAGUCCGCAUAGCGUUUCCCAACUGGAAUUUCCAACGCCAGAACGAUUACUGCCGGUUGGUCCUCAGAGAGAUUUCCCCAGUUUAGUCGAGCGAGUACGUCAAGCGCUUAAUGUUUCAGAUAUCGAAGAUAAUAAGUCGAGCGAAGAUGCGAAGCGUGACGUACGCGAGCUGACACUCGUAAAGCAGGAUAGUGGGGGAUCUGACAAUAUGUCAACGUCACUCGUACCGACGUGCAAUGAGCUCGUUAAUUCGAGUAGAUCGCCAAGUCCGAGGAGGCUGAUUAAACAGGUGGCCUUGGAAUUGUCUCCGCCAGCGAUCGAUCCCGGAGAUUUCGUCUCGAAAAUAGCAGACUACGAUCAGAGGAUUAAAUCGAAGGAUCAAUUUCGGAUUCAACGUGACAGAGUGAGAAAGAUCAUCGCUAUAACGGAUCAAGAUACGGUUACUCACGCGAGGCGAGCGGAGUCCUGGUCGGGCACACAAGCCCAACAGAAUUUAGAUUAUGUCUCUCAACAAGCGUAUCAUGCGGAUUUCAAUUUAAAGCAGAGCUUAUUUCGCAUCGGCGAUGAUUGCGUUUAUGACAGGUGUUCGGAGUGCGGAACCAUAAGAGAAGAGUAUUCCGACGAAGAGCUCGGAUUGUGUAUAAUAACGUUGGGAACGUUCAUUCAUCGAGAGCCAUCUCUAGCGGCGCCGUUAUUGCCAGAAAUACUCGGCGUGGUUACCAAGGUUGCUCUUCACGCGAUGUAUCCCUGGCAAAGCGAGACGAAUAUGCACCUUCCAGGUGGUGCGGUCAGCGUAGCGCACCAAUUUCUCAGAUGCGUUCUCCAUCAAUUAGCGCCUAAUGGAGUGUUUAUGCAAAUGUUUCAGACUCAUUUGAAUGAAACGACAAGACUACAGUUUUUCAAAAGUGUUGCGCAAGCCUUGAUUGAUUUUAACGAAUUGAAUCCGAUCGCGCCUUUGCAGUUGUUGCUCGAGACGCUAAACAUGAAGAAGUCGUUGUCGCUGGAACGGCUGCCAAUAAUAUUAUAUAAUAUCGCGUGCUACUUGGAUUGUUUGCCAUUGGAAGCGGGAUUAGGUCCUGCUGCGGCUACAUGGAGUGGACUGCUGACACAGUUCGAUGGAUUAUUUCGAAGACUCGUUCUUAUGCUCCCUUCUAUCGAUGAUAUCACCCCUCUUUUGAGAAUAAUGAUUUCGAUAUUAAAAGUCCCAGGAAUUCAACAAUCGAAGGGAAUGCUGGAUCCAUUCUCCAAAGUAUUAAGUUACGCUAUACAAAACUCAACAUUGCAAUAUAAUUAUUUAACGGAUUUAUGCUACUUGUGCCAUAGAGGAUUUACUCGUGAUCGCGACAAACAUUUUUUCGGGAGAACGAUUGUGUUUGAAUUAAUUCAGGCAAUUAAAUUUAAAAUUACAAUACCGGACUCGAAUUUUUUGCUACUUCUUCAGUUUGUGCUCCAGGAUAUUGGAGGAUCCUUGCCUAAUAGUGUGUUUGCGAUGGAAAAUAAUAUUCAAGCAGACGUGUCGCCGAUCUACAACACCAAUGCCUCUGAAUCAUUAAAGAAUCAGUUGUCGGAUGUCCUCGAAUUUUUAACUGAUUUUCAUACUUUAAGCAAAAUUAAGAGUUACAGCAAAGGUAUGCAAGCGGGAUUAAACGAGGACACGAUAGGCGGGAUGCUAAAAUGCGGCCUCGCUCAAUACGUAGCUUUAGAAAUUACGAGAGGCAACAAUAGGGAAAACAGAGCUGUCGCGCGUUACUUGCCGUGGUUAUACACCGCACCGUCUAUAACGCAAGGAGCUCGCGAAUACGUUGAUUGCAUCGGCCACAUCAGACUCUUAUCCUGGCUGUUACUGGGAUCGCUUACGCACAUAGCUAUGUACACUGGCAACAAUAACAGUCAUUCUCAUUCAACGGUACCGUUGGCGCAACCGAUACCUCAAGAAGUAUCUUGCCACAUCGCGGAUCAUAUACAAGUCAUUUUCUCGGGGUUUCCAGAACAAUCGAAAAACUCAGUCCUCCAUAUGUCGUCGCUCUUCCACGCGUUCAUUCUCUGCCAACUUUGGACGAUGUAUUUGGAAGAAAUGUCGAAGAACAACGCGACGAACAGCGAAAGUCACAACAUCACCAUGAACAUCUUGUUAGAAUUUUGGGGCAAGAUAACGACGUGCAUUUUGCGACUUAUUGCUUCGUCGAAAGCUCUGUCUGAAAUGCUGAAUUUGCAUUUCUUAAGCUUGUUGGAGUCAUUGUUGGAAUGCGAAUCGAUUGUGCUGAGUAAAUUACUACCUCUAUGGAAUUCCAUAUUAUUUUCUCAUCAUGUACAGCUACCAGGGCACUUACAAAUGCGAUUGCAGAAUUGCCGCGAUUUCUCACCAAACAGAAUGGCGGAGCAUUUCAUUUCUAAUCGAAGAGAGUCAAACGCGAUUCUCCUACGAUGGUUACAUCGUUUGCAGUUUAAGAUGGGCCAAAUAGAAAUGCAAUCUUCUACCGCCACGCAAUUCUAUUCUAUCUAAAGAAAAAGGAAACAAAGAGCUUAAAAACCGUUUACAAGUUAGACGUCCUAUAUUGAUCAAAUGAGAUAAAAUAAGUAGAUCAAAUAAAAUGGGGCAUUGCAAAAGUAGUUCUUUAAAUUAUAACUAUUAUAAUUUUAAUAAAUCGUUAACAAAA